UCAUUAAUGAUGCACUGUGGGAUUGCAGAAUAUUGACAUAGCAACCAGGCGACAGAGCCACCGAGUGUUUUUCCUCUCCGUGUUACUUUCAGCUGUCUCUUCUGCCUUCGAGCUCUGUAGAUUUACUUCCGACGGCUGCCAUGAACGGAGCGGUGGUAAAAAAGACCCAGGACUCGCUGGGCAGAGUGAUAAAGAAACCGCCUCUCACGGAGAAACUGCUCAGCAAGCCGCCGUUUCGAUACCUACACGACAUCUUCAGCGAGGUCAUAAGGACCACAGGUUUUAUGAAAGGUCUCUAUGUAGAAAAUGAAAUGAAGUCUGAUAAUGUUAAGGACAAGGACUCAAAGAUAGUCUUCCUCCAGAAAGCAAUAGAUGUCGUGAUGCUUGUGAGUGGCGAGCCCCUGGCGGCAAAGCCAGCACGCAUUGUUGCCGGCCAUGAGCCCGAGAAAACCAAUGAGCUGCUGCAGACCAUAGCCAAGUGCUGCCUUAACAAGAUGUCCAGUGAUGAUGCAGUGAAGCGAGUCCUUGCAGGAGAAAAGGUGGACAUUAAGACCAAGGCCAGCACCUCCAGGUCCCAGGACAAGGAAAAUAGGGAGGGGCAUGAACGUCACCUGGAUAGAGAGGAGAAGAAAAAGAUUACAGAGCGCAGCGGGACCCGGGACCAGAAGGACCCAGACCAUCCCAAAGAGCAGGAGAGCCGACGCAGAGAUGGGGAGAAAGAACACCACGGUGACACGGAGCGCUCUGACAAGCACCACCGCAGUGAACAGGACCACCACACCAAAGACCGUGACAAAGACAAGAGCCGCGACCGGGAGCGAGACAAGGAUAAAGACAAAGGACGAGCAAAAGACAGGGACAAGGAGAAGGACCGAGAGAGGGAUCGAGAAAGGGAAAAAGACAAGGAGAGAGACAAAGAAAGAGAAAAGACAAAGGAUAGAGAUUCUCACAGAGACCGUGAAAGAGACAAGGACAAACGAAGAGACAGAGACAAAGAGCGGGAGAAAGAGAGAGGACGACACAAAGAGGGGGAUGAGAGGCACAAAAACGGAGAGAGUGGCAAUAGCAAGGCCCGAGUGUCAGAGGAACCACAGCAAAAACCCAGCCCCGAAGAGCCUAGCAAAACAGCCAAACCUGUGCCAGCGGAACCUAACUCAGCUGAAGAGCCUGCAGAAGCAGUUGAAAACCAGUCUGAUAGUCCAGCUAGAAUACCUCGGCCUUCAUCUGCCAAAGGGCAGAGGCGGAGACCCAAAGUAGGAGGACAAGAUGAAUCUGACAGCGAGGGAGAUGGAGAUGUUCAGUUAGCCCAGAGACCUGCCCCCUACGAAAAUGGAGACACUGCAGGCUCCUCAGUGCCACCAGACAUGGCCCCCAGCAACAGGCGAAUACCACGACCCAGCAGUGCUCGCCCAGCACCUCCUCGAGUCAAGAGGCAGGAAAGUUACAGUGACGUGACCCCAGCUGAGAGGCUGUCCAGUGCCAAGCCCUCAGCACCAGUCAUCAUGGAUGGGAAGAGGCUAUCUGAGGAUGAGGAGGAUGAAGAUGAGCAAUUUGUUGUGGAGGAGGCGGUACCUCCACCUACAGAUGCUCCUGAGAUGGAGGUGGAACCUGCACAAGAACUUGACAGUGAAGACAAACAUGGUGGCCUUGUGAAAAAGAUCCUUGAGACCAAGAAAGACUAUGAAUUGUCCCCAUCCACCCCCAAAUCUAAAGAACAGAACGUGGUGUCUGAAGCAGCGCGGAAGAAAGAGCGGGACAUGGUGACGCGGGAGAUAGAGAGGCUCCGCUCAUCCAUCCAGACGGUGUGCCGAAGCACCCUGCCUUUGGGAAAGAUCAUGGACUACAUACAGGAGGACAUGGACGCCAUGCAGGCUGAACUGAACACCUGGCGGCGGGAGAACAAAGAGCACGCACAAGCCUUGCUGCAGGAGCAGAGAGCGACAGACAGGGCAGUGGAGCCUCUUAAAGUAGAACUAGCUGAGCUGGAGCAGCUGAUCAAGGACCAGCAAGACAAGAUUUGCGCCGUAAGGUCCAACAUACUGAAGAAUGAAGAGAAGAUCCAGAAGAUGGUGACUGGAAUCAACUUCAGCUCCAGAACCUGAAGUGAGGAGAAAAACAAGGUCUGCAAAUAAAAACUUUCCUAAAAAAUGCACUGAAGAUCUAGGGAUGGAACUGUUUCUUGUUCAGAACAAUGGUAAGACCAUUUUCCUUGGAGAUGGGACCAAAUACUGCACUUUUAGGGUUUUUGUCAGAAAAGGAGAUGGACCCAAACUUAAGUCAGAUAAAAGCUCCAUAUGAUGAUUUGGAGGUCUGACUCUAUUCCAACAUCUGCUGUGACAGUCAGAUAAAUAAAUGAUGAAAUAAAAAAUAUCUUCCUGCUCUGCACAAAAAACUUACUUGAGGUUUUACCGCUUUUCUGUAAUUGUGCCUUUGUGGAAUGAGCCAGUGCACAGCUCAUGACUUGGAAGUUAGACUAGAUAGUUGUAUUUAAUGCCUGAUGAGCUCAUCAAGAGCCCUCUAUAUUCCAAAUUGAACAAUAAGUAACAUUAAAGUUUAAUUUGCUGUACAAUCAGCAAGCACUGGACCAAAUUUUAAAUCCUUGUUUUUUAAUUAACCUUUUUAAAAAGUUCUUUAGAGUGUGGCACAUGUUGAUUCACUUUUUGUUUCUCCUGGUUGUGAGAACUUUGGACUUGGCCACUGUGGUACAUAGGACGUGAAGUUAGAUUUAAGUAGUGAGCAGGCUUGUGAUCUGGUUCUUUUGCUUUUUUCCAUGCUGAUUAAUGCAGUAAUUAAAUAUUAUACAGUAGGAAAGUUCAAAUACAUUUUCUAGGGCUUGCAUAGAGAAAUCUAGAACAUGUGGGGAGUCCUGAUGGCCUAAUUGAUUGACUGUGGUUUUAAUUUGUCCUUGGACCUUUCCCAUCAUACAGAUCUUUUCUUUUUCUAAAGAUAAGCAACUGUUUCCUGUGCAGACAACAACCUUAUCCCAUCUUGUAAAGUUUAUCUGUUUCACUCUUCCACCUUUUAAGCACCGCUGCACUUUGAUAAGAGUGAUUAAGAAAGAUACCUUCAAGUUGCUUAGAAAAAAGCUUUUUGGCAGCAAAGCAGUGUAAUAAGUCUUUCUUCUGUCUCUUAUACCUGUCUUAUAAAACACAACAUAGGCACACAGAUUUAAUGUACUUUCAGGGAAACGUAAGCAAAUGUCCAUUCUCCUUGUAGUGAGCAUGCAGGAUAGCUGCCAUCAUGGAGGUCCCUCCAGUCUACUGUAGGAUUUGCCAAACUGUUUCUUCUUUUUUUGGGAUGGAGGCAAUGUUUGGUCAGAUGGUAACUUUUUGUUUGAACUUCCUUAUAAUAAAAAAAAUAGUAAGACAAUAUUUUACUAACUGCUUUUGUGACUUUAAUAAAUGUGAUUUACAGAUGUAGCUAGUAUAUGAAAAUAUGAAGCAAUACUAGGCUGAUAAUUGCAGAAGGAGGCUGGUAGAGACAUGAGAGUAACCACUGUCCCAGUUCGAAAUAUUUUCUGAUAUUCAUCUCGCUGUAAUGUGAGUGAAAAUAACAAAACAAGAGCGGACUAGUCAGUCGUGAUCCCAUGCAUAGUGGCCUGUCUCACCCUGAAAAUGCAGUUACCAUAUUUGAGUUAUAGUACCAAUGUAAUUCAUUUUACAUUGCUGUUACUACUUAUACAGGAGCAGUUGCUACUUCUGUCAGAUUUGUCUCCCAGAAGAUACACUGUAGACUGCCAGUGUCUACAGGAAAUUAUAAAAGAACACUUGCUGUGACGUCCUGUUCAGAUCAAUGAAUGUAAUCCACGAUUGUAAAUAAUGUUUUGUUUAUUGUUUUUUUUUUUUUAUAUAAUGCCCGUUGUAUCAAAAUUAGUUAUAUACUAGAGAGCUAGACUCUAUAUUUUCUUGAAAGACCUCCAAAACAUAUACUUUCUGUCCCAACACAGUUUCCACUUCCAUUGCCUCGUCAGAAUAUUUGGUUACAAAUAGGAUAUAGUUGGCACAACAUCUUUGUUAUGAUCUGUGACAUUACUAAUGUCAUGGCCUAAAACUCUUGGUACUACAGAGCAGAUCUUCGGCAAUAGUGAAGAAUAAAUACAGUUAGAAACGGUAAAUCUAGUAGAACGGACAGUGAGCAGAAAUGUAUACCUUCUGACUGGUAAAUUGUAUGUGUUGUUGACAUGGGCUACAGGAAAAAUAGGCAAAAUUACACUGCAUCCAUCUUUCAAAAAGGGUCACACUGCGUUGUUUUUGUGGGAAUAAUAUCUAUAUUAAUGCUUUUCAUCUGACUGAACUUUAUGAAAGCUAUUUGCUAUGAGGAUUCAGUCAAAAUGUACUCUCAUUUAGUCUGAUUUCAUUUCAUUUUCAUAUCAGUAUUAUAUUUAGUCCAUAAAAUAUACUAUUGAAAAGUCAUAUUUUAAAAUAAUAAAAGCAAAAACUCCUGGAAACGUGAGAACCUGCAUGUUCAUAUGUCUUGACAUGAAAGGACUAUUCACACUGUAAACUAUUUGUAUCAUAUCCUCUGUUUCUUUUUAAACUGUACAUUAUGUAUAUGUGGAGACUGUAUCAUAGUUCAAAUAAUUCUAUAAUUUUGUAGUGGAGUGAAAUAAAUGGUUACAUUGCAAUAAA
Messenger RNA from Dicentrarchus labrax (European seabass), 4628 nucleotides. RefSeq names its product TNF receptor-associated factor 3 interacting protein 1 (gene ift54). Gene Ontology annotation, cellular component: intraciliary transport particle B; ciliary basal body; axoneme. Gene Ontology annotation, molecular function: microtubule binding. The transcript has 17 exons. Bases 141 to 2102 code for a protein of 653 amino acids. NCBI's taxonomy places the organism in Eukaryota, Metazoa, Chordata, Actinopteri, Moronidae. Gene Ontology annotation, biological process: cilium assembly; intraciliary transport; regulation of microtubule cytoskeleton organization. The record is from RefSeq and is a predicted model, not a curated record.